CCCAGUGAGCUUACAAUCUAACGUCCCUAUCACAUUAAAAUCAGUCCCUGUCCCAGUGAGCUUACAAUCUAACGUCACUAUCACAUUAAGAUCAGUCCCUGUCUCAGUGAGCUUACAAUCUAAGGUCCCUAUCACAUUCUCAUCAGCCCCUGUCCCAGUGAGCUUACAAUCUAAGGUCCCUAUCACAUUAAAAUCAGUCCCUGUCCCAGUGAGCUUACAAUCUAAAGUGAUAUAUAUAUAAAUAUAGAGUUACAGAGGGAAUGGGACAGUGAGAGUGUUUGGGGGAGGGGUAGAGUAUUAUUAUGACAUAGAGAGAAAGAGAGAUGGUUUCAGUUGAGUCAGUGUUUCUCUGUGUGAGUCUGAGGUGGGCGGGGCAGGGGGCGUGUCACUGCUGAUAAAGGAGCUGCAGGUAAGACCCAGGCUCAGGUGUAGGUAAGAGAAGAAGGAGACACAGUCAGAGGAUUAUCGGCCGUUAAUCUGUUUGGUAGAACGUCGAGUGAGUGGGAACAGUAGGUGCCCCAGUGUAAGUCCAGGAGCAGCUGCUAAUCUCCCAGGCUCGGCUCCUUCUCUCCGACCCCACACGCGUCCGACCCCACACCAGUCAUGGCCAACUCCGGGCUGCAGCUCCUCGGCUUCGUGCUGGCGAUGUUGGGUUGGAUCGCACUGAUCGCAGCGACUAUUAUGCCCCAGUGGAAGAUGUCCUCGUACGCCGGGGACCAGAUCAUCACCGCCGUGGCCAUUUAUCAGGGACUGUGGAUGAGUUGCGCCAUUCAGAGCACCGGGCAAAUGCAGUGCAAAGUCUAUGACUCCUUGUUACAGCUGGACGCCUCUCUGCAGGCCACCCGGGCCCUAAUGGUGGUCUCCAUUAUUCUGGGCAUAUUUGGAGUUGCCAUAUCUACCAUGGGCAUGAAAUGCACCAACUGCGGGGGAGAUGAUAAAGUGAAGAAAGCUCGCAUGGCAAUGACUGGUGGAUUUGUUUUUCUACUUGGAGGUCUUGCCGCUCUCAUUGCCUGCUCCUGGUAUGGCAAUCAGAUUAUCCGGGAUUUCUACAACCCUCUUCUGCCGAUCAAUACCAAGUAUGAGUUUGGUGCCGGAGUGUUCCUUGGCUGGGCUGGUUCCUUCCUGGUUCUUAUAGGAGGAGGCCUGUUGUCGUGCUCAUGUUCCCGCAAGAAUAACUACCAGAAGGAGUACCCCAAGUCUGGAGCAAAGUCCAAGGCUCCAUCUUCUGGAAGGGACUAUGUCUGAUCAUGCAAACCUUGUUACACACCUUAUUCGAGCAGCACCCAUCCAGGUCAUGGCCCUCCACUUGCACCCUAAUCUCCAGCACUUACAGCGGAAGAAAAACUCUGACUAGGCAAAGUAGUACCCGAGGUGGCCAUGUUGGACCCUUCCUGUAUAAUGUGCCUUGUGGGGUCACGUGGAGGGACACUGGGGUGCUGCUUCCAACUCCAUUUGUGUGACUGAAGAAUGAACGAAUAUUUCUGUGCUUGUUCAACCACUUUAUACUAAUAAGGCAGCUGAUUGGCUGUGCUGGGGGUAUAUGCGAUAAGGGGGCUUUUAUUGUUAAUGAUGUUUGAAGGGAAAUAGUGGGGAAUUUUAACUCAAAUCCCAAGAUGAGCAGUAAGCCAGUGUGUCUGAUCCUGAAGGCAGCUUGGUCUGGGACAUUGGGGUGUAGGGUGCCCUAGAACCCCCCACUAUGUAUCUUGUCUAGAUUAUACGCAUUGUGACUUGUAGCAGAUUUUGUCUUGUUUUUGUAAAUAAAACACUUGUUUUUUAUUUCAA
Molecule: messenger RNA, 1782 nt
Organism: Xenopus laevis (African clawed frog)
Lineage: Eukaryota; Metazoa; Chordata; Amphibia; Anura; Pipidae
Gene: cldn7.S
Product: claudin 7 S homeolog
Exons: 4
Coding region: 604-1245 (213 amino acids)
Source: RefSeq, a predicted model, not a curated record